Messenger RNA from Myxocyprinus asiaticus (Chinese sucker), 8139 nucleotides. RefSeq names its product nuclear receptor coactivator 6-like. Lineage: Eukaryota; Metazoa; Chordata; Actinopteri; Cypriniformes; Catostomidae. The record is from RefSeq and is a predicted model, not a curated record. Gene Ontology annotation, biological process: positive regulation of transcription by RNA polymerase II. Gene Ontology annotation, cellular component: histone methyltransferase complex; nucleus; transcription regulator complex. The coding region runs from base 179 to 7141 and encodes 2320 amino acids. The transcript is spliced from 16 exons.
UGCCCGGGUUCACUAAUGCAGCGCGGGAUCGCGCACAGCGCUGUUCUGAUGCGAACAGCCGCCACGAGAACGCGCUGCUAGCGUCUGUUGGCCUAUAUCUGUUAACUGCAGUAAAAUACCUCCUGAUGGACUGAAAACGCGGUGGAACAGGCUCUACGCAGCUCUUUACUGAAGGGCUAUGGCGCAUCAGCACGGCUCGUGUGAGCUCUCAUGGGAUGCUCAGUCCCCUCGAGGCAUCUCACUCACGGAUCACGACUCCGGAGUGGAAGAUGGAGACGACAGUCCCAGCAGCCCUCCCCUUUCCGUGGAAAACUCUACCAUCUAUGUGGCUUUCAAAGGGAACAUGAGUGAUGAGGACUUUCAGGAGAAGCUGGAUGCUGUCUUAAACGGGAUGCCAGAUAUGCUACUACUAGGUACUAAGAGGCUUGAACCCGAGCGAGUGGAGCCGUGGAACAGUGUACGAGUCACUUUCAACAUCCCCAGAGAGGCGGCCGAGCGACUGCGUCUGCUGGCUCAAAACAACCAACAGCAGCUGCGAGAUCUGGGCAUCCUCUCAGUGCAAAUUGAAGAACCACAGAACAAGGGCUGUGUCUCCAUCCUCCAACUGACAUCACCAGCAGGUGAAGGAGCCAUUAAUGUUGCUGUUGGACAGAACAGAGGUCAAGAAAUAAGGGUCAAUGGACCGCUCGCUGCACCUGGGCAGAUGAGGAUGGAUGUUGGCUUCCCAGUGCAGCAGGGCCAGGGUGGAAUGCGAAUGAAUAAUCCUUCAGUGUCAAUGAUUCCCCCAGUGGCUAAUAUGGCUGCACAGGGUAUGGUACUGAAUAGUGGCGGACAGAUGUACCCAAGAGCACCAAGACCACCUUCACAGACAGACACAAUUGAUCCUAUGCUGCCAGGGCUGGCCUUACAGCAACAACAGCUCCAGCAUCCACAAGUGGGACAUGGUCCACUUGGCACCUUGGGCCCCCAGGGCCAUCACAUGCAAGCCAUGCAAGCAAAUCGACAGUUAAACCCAGCAGCCCUUCAGCAACUUCAGCAGCAGCAGCAGCAGCAGCAACAACAACAGCAGCAGCAGGUUCAGCUAGCUCAACUAAGUGGUUCACGGGGUCCUUUCAACCCCUCAAACCAGAUGCCUGUACCUCCUGGCUGGAACCAGUUGCCCUCUGGUAUUCUCCAGCCGCCACCUGUCCAGGGUCCUAUUGGACCAGGUUGGAGGAAAGCCCCACCACAACCACAAAUGGGGCAACGUCAACCCUCCUUGGCUUCUGUUCAGACGCCCAGUCAUCCCCCACCUCCAUAUCCAUUUGGCAGCCAGCAGGCUGGUCAGGUUUUCAAUACAAUGGCACAGCACCAGUUACAACAACAGCAGCAGACUGGGACAAACCAGUUUGCAACCCCUCAGCCCAAAGGCCCCCAUGGAGCACCAGGAGUGGUCAGCUCAAGAGUACCUCCUCCCCUGCCUCCCUCCUCUGCUCCGCAGGGGAAUCUUGCAGCUAAGUCCCCUGGUUCUUCAUCUUCUCCUUUUCAACAGGGAUCACCUGGAACUCCGCCAAUGAUGGGGCAGGGGCAACUCGGUCCACGUCCCACAACCCCACAGGGAUUUCCACAGGGCAUUGGAUCACCAGGAAGAGCUGUAAUGGGCCAGCAAGGAAACAUCCAGCCAGGCUUUAUAGGUAUUCCCCAACAUGGUCAGAUUCCUCAAGGUGGUAUGGGAGGUAUUCCCAAAAGAAUGCCCAUGGGGUUCCCAAAUGCUCCUGUAAAUCAGAACUUUGCACAAGGACAGGUUACUACCAGUGGAGCCGGUAGUACACCCCAACUACAAAACAGUCAGAGCAUGGCAAACACUGGUGUCCAGUCUUCAACCUCAGGACCAAACCACAUGCAGUCUAAUCCCCUUCAAGGUGGUGGAAUGAGCCAUCACACUGGUAUGCCAGUUCAAACCCCAGGAACCACCUCAGGAGGAAGUAUGGGGCAGCCUCAACAAGGCCUUCAGACUCAAAUGAUGGGUAUACAGCAGUCACAGCAUCAAACACAGACAGUAGCUUCCUCCCAAAGUCAAAUGGUACAAAGCCAAACAGGGGGCCAGACUGUCCUGUCUAGGCCAGUGAAUACAGGGCAGCGAGGGAUGACGCCUCCCAAGCAAUUGAUGCCACCACAGGGUCAAGGGAUAAUGCAGAGCCAAAACCAACUCGGUGGAGGACAGGGACAUCAGGCAUUAUUACUUCAACAACAGCAGCAGCAACAACAGCAGCAACAACAAAAUGCCAUGAUGGAACACAUGGUAGCUGGUCAGAUGCAGAGUAACAAGCAGGCCUUUGGCCCCAAAGGUCAGCCUGGGGUCAUGCAAGGCCAUAUGAUGAAAGGCCCUUCACCCAAUAUGCAAGGUAACCUGCCACAGUUCCAGUCUCAGAUUGGUCAGCAACAGAUGGCUCAGCAUCAGCAACAGCAACAAAUGGCUCAUCUGCAACAACAGCAGCAAUUACAGCAACAGCAUUUACAACAACAGCAGCAGCUACAACAACUGCAACACCAACAGCCACAACAGCAGCAAUUACAGCAACAGCUACAGCAGCCCCAUCAGCAGAUAGUGCAACAACAGUCACAACAAAUUCCAAUGAAUGGCAACCCGAACCAAGCAUUAGGAAUGCAUGGGCCUCAAAUGCGACUUCCAGGAAGUCACCAUUUAGUUCAACAACAGCUUCAGCAAAAACAACAGCAACAGCAGGUGAUGCUGCAGCAGCAACAGGCUGGACAGCAACUUCCACAUCAGCUAGGAGAGGGAGGUGGAAGCUCAGCUGAUAUGAGCCAACAGAUGGUUCCAGACAUGCAGAAUCAGCAACAACAGCAGGGUAUGUUGGGAGGUUCUCAACACUUGCAGGUGGGCAAUGGCCAUUUUCCUGGUCAUGGCAUGUCAUUCAAUCCUCAGUUUACUGGUCAGAUGCCAAUGGGAGGACCCUGUGGACAGGCAGGUGGAUUUCCAAUAAAUAAAGAUGUGACAUUAACCAGUCCCUUAUUAGUUAACCUUCUCCAAAGUGAUAUUUCUGCCAGCCAGUUUGGACCUGGUGGGAAGCAGGGAACAGGUGGGGCUGCUGCUAACCAGGCCAAGCCUAAAAAGAAGAAACCACCUCGUAAGAAAAAACCCAAAUUAGGUGAAGGACAACAAUCAGCUGAAGGUCUUUGUGGUCUGGAUUCAGUGCCUCAUGGAUUGGAGGAAGCAGAGAUGCAAGGGUUGGGUUGUGAUCAAGGGGCUGCGAUUGACUCUAACUCGAAGCUUUCUGAAUUUGCUAAUCGGCAAGGUGUACCUGGUCAAUCUGGAGAUCAACGGGUAUUGCAGCAAAUGUCAAUGCAGUUUAUGCCCACCCAACAGCAACAACAGUUACAGCAGCAGCAACAACAACAGUUACAGCAGCAGCAACAACAACAGUUACAGCAGCAGCAACAACAACAGUUACAGCAGCAGCAACAACAACAGUUACAGCAGCAGCAACAACAACAGUUACAACAGCAGCAACAGCAGCAGCAACAGAUGCAACAACAGCAACAGAUGCAACAACAGCAUCAACAGAUUCAGCAACAGCAAAUGCAACAGCAACAGAUGCAAAUGCAGAGUAUGCAAGGUCCUCUAGGUCAAGCUGGAAUAUCACAAGGACCUCAUCAUGUCCAGUCUCAGAUUAAUUCACAACAAUCGAUGCCGAUCCAACAGCAGCAGCAACCACAACACCUCCAACAACAAUUGCAAUCACAACCACAACAGGUGCAGCAACAACAACAGCAGCAGCAACAAAUGAUGAUGAUGCUUAAAAUGCAACAGGAAGCUAAGAAUCGAAUGCCAUUACAACAAGGUGGCCACAUGUCAAAGGGUCUUGUUAAUCCUACUGAUCCCACUCAGAGAAUGCCUGUAUCAAAGCAGGGCAACGUACCUGUAAUGAUUGAUCUUCAAGGGCAUGGAGGUGUUCCACCUUCUCCAGAUAAAGCCAGAGGGAUGCCACUCAUGGUGAAUACAUCUAUCUCUGGACCAGCGAGAAGGACACCCCUUCCAGAGGUUGGACAAUCGACACCAGAGGAAACCCCUGGAACUCACAGCUUGCAGGAAAGGGGAUCCCUUGAAAUCGGUCCCCAGUCAGGAAAUGGAAAUCAACAAAUGAUUCCCAACCAAGGUCCUAAUACUCAUUUAUUGAAGUCUGUGCCCUUAUCAGUGGCCCACCAGCCUGGAGCAAGCCCCCAACAGCAGUCACAGCAAGUGUCAGCAAUGGUUGGGUCACAUAAUAUUCACUUUCCCAGUGCUCCUUCAACUUCCCAAAGCUCCCGCCCCAAAACCCCUAACAGGGCUAGUCCCCGACCAUAUCACCACCCUCUAACUCCAACCAACCGUCCACCUAGUACUGAACCCUCUGAAAUAAAUCUGUCCCCUGAGAGACUGAAUGCCUCUAUUGCUGGUCUUUUCCCUCCUAAAAUUAACAUUCCUCUGCCACCACGGCAGCCAAACCUUAAUCGAGGCUUUGACCAGCAGGGUCUAAACCCAACCACCCUUAAAGCCAUUGGCCAGGCUCCACCAAGUCUAGCAACUCUCCCUGUCAACAAUAACACCAGUGGUAACAAUAAUGGCCCGCAGUCUUAUCCGUCAGGUAGUGGCAUGGUAAGCUCUGGAGGUAAACAAGAUAAACAGCCUGGAAUUGGGCAAGCUAAACGGGCUAGUCCCAGUAACAGUCGACGAUCAAGCCCUGCCUCUAAUAGAAAAGCUACCACUCCAAGCCCAGGAAGACAGAAGGGGGCCAAAAAUGCACUGACAUCACCUCCACACCAGCAACAAAUGCCAGGUCCACAGACCAUGAUGGUUAGUCCCACCUCAGUGCUCCCAGCUACCUCUGCAUGUCUGCCAUCAGUAGGACCUGGAGAAUCACAACAGAAUUCAAAUGCUCUGCAAUCUCUACCUGGUAGCACCGAUACAGUUAGAGAUGGCCAGGGACCUGCUCCACAGUCAGAGCAGCAUCAGACAGUUAAAUUAAGAGAGCAGCCUGCUCCUAAAAUGACAAGUCCUCGGGUGCCAUCUCUGGAGCCCAAAAGUCAAGAACCUAACAGUUUGGUUGAACAGCGGGCGGAAGAUAAGCACCAGCCUCAGACAACACCACAACAAGAGCUUGGCUCUUCUAUAUCACCAGGUUUUAGAGAUGCUCCAACCUCUCUCAAUCAACUAUUGGACAAUACAGGCACCCCACCACUGUCAAUGAAAUCUCAAAAUAAUCGUCAUUUAGGUGGAGAUCAUACGCAGAAAGAGAGCCCUCGUACUCUGUUAGAUCAAGCAAGCCAAUCUAAUCGUGUUGUCUUGCAGAGCACAGAUAGGGGCCCCUCUUUGUCUACAGGUGAAACUGACCAGAAACCUAAAUCUAAUUCAGUAUCAAGCCCAAACCUUGUCCCCAGUAGCAGUCAAAAUAUGCAGUCCGUCAGUGCUGUAUCAAGUGGUAGUUCAAAUCAAACUGUGCUCUUAAGCCUCACUUCAAUUUCCAACCCUUCAGUAAGUUCAAGUCAUAACCUUAUACCCAUCACAAAUACAUCUCAAACAGUCUUGCAAAGACCAAUCUCAUCAGCAUCAACUCCACAAAACCAGAUCACAGUAUUUGUAACCUCCAAUCCUAUUAGCUCUGCAACCAACACUGCUUCUGUAGUUCCCCCAGCUGUUGUUUCCAAGGUGCUUGCGGUUCCCAAUAAAAAUAUAAGACCCCCAGAUAUUCGUCAACAAAACCCUACCCAAACACGUCCACAAUUCAUCACAGGACCUGUGUAUUCAAUAUUUCAAGCUACAUCUGUACCAUCAAGUACCAGUGUCAUGUCUCAACCUGUCACUAUGGUUGGUCCCAUAGUCUCUGCAAACAUCCAACUUAACCCUACCCCAGUGUCAACUACAUCACCACCCUCUGCACCAGUAUCGACACCUUUGGUAACAAACUCGCCUGCUGUCAGCAUAGCUUCUAGUCAGCAAGGCCGCACUGUCAUUGGGCAGCUUCAAGUUCAAGUACCUGCAAGUCAGGCUUCCCCUGUAAGCAUAGCACCACAGCCUCAACAGCCAAGCCCAGGUGUUGCAAAACAGGAAAGUGUCUCUGAUGCCACUGGCUCAAAACCUAGUUCUGUUGGACAAUCAUCCUUACACUCUAACAUGCAAUCAUCACACUUUCAGCAUCUUUUAGCCUCUUCACCUGCUUGCUCUAGCCCAGGGGCUACAGCUGUUGCUCGCAAAAGUCCCUUGUCUCCAAUAACAACGUUAGCCAAAGGCAGUCCAAUCCUGACUGUUGUAAGCAAAAAUACUGCCCCCAGCAUCUCUUCAAACAGUGAUGGUCAAAAAGAGCAAAAUCCCAUCACUCAGAUAGGAAAAACUGUGGAUGUUACCACGCCUUAUGCCUCUUCUGUGGUCACAUCUGUGAUGGUAUCUUCACUCCGACCUUCUGCUCCAGUGACAGUUCCAACUGUUCAAGUAGCAUCUCAGCAGUCCGCACUUCCUUCGAAAGUCUCUUCUCCUGUAUCUGUGUCUACUCCUUUUCCAGUCCCCACUUCCAUGCCGACAUUUAAUCUGCCUCCCCCAGCCUCUUCCUCUACCAUACUUCACCUUUCUAGUCCUGUUACUAAUUCUUCACCACCCUCUAAUUUGCCUGCAAGUUCAGUUGCUCCACCUGCCGUUCCUCUAGGAACUCACACUACCACUUCUAGCUCCUCCACAGCAACAUCCCAACAACGCUCUUUGGAACAGCAGCCUUCUUCACUGGUGGAGAGAAGUCUACCUGACUCCACCGAAACAAAGGAAGCCAUUAUUGAUGCUCCUAGCCUCUCAGCUCAACCUGAAACUACACAAGGAGACCAACCUUCAAGUGAUCAAGCUGGACACGGGGUUACCACCGCAACAGAACAAGGAUGGGCAAAGAAAAGAAAGACGCCCGUCAACUUAGCCCCAAGGGAUACAAGGGCCACUGCUGAGAAGGCAAAAGGUCCUAGUCGACGGAGUUCACGAACAGACAAGGAACCCGAAGAGGAAGCAUCCGACAAUAGCCUGAGAAAGAGGGCUGCAAGGCCAGGGUCAGCCUCUUCUAACACAGGAAAAGAAUCGAACACUGGAGCCAGUCCCACCCAGGCAAAACGAAGGAAGUCAAAGUGAUCCUGAAACUGAAUAAACCUGUGAAUUAUACAUAAUUCUUUUUGUUUUUGUUCUCUGAACUUGUUUUAUCUGCUGUUUUUACUUGUGUUUUGAGCAAGAUAACCAUGUACAGGUUUUUUGUUUUUUUUUUUUUUUGUGUGAAAUCAAGAUACUGUAUUUUGUCCCUGGCUACUAGAUGAUAUCAUGUUUUGAAUUGUGUGUGAUUUGUUUAUAUGUCAUUGUUUUGGUGUGACUAUUAUUAUUAUUGUUAAUAAUAUUGAUAAAUUCUGGGUUAAUCAUGUGAUGCAGACUAAGAAUAGAAUCAUGUCUAUAGCAUAACUUUAUAAUAUUGUGACAGGAUCAGAAUUUUUACAUAAAUCAUAACGUAAAUCAUUAAUUAACUGUGCAUUUCAAUACUGUCAACACCUGCGUUCACCCCUUUAGACCCCGGAUCACAUGCAUUAAACUUCUUUUUUUUUUCUUUUUUUUUUUUUACAAGUGUAUGUUUGACUUGCGUUUUUGUAUAUCCACUAAUAAGAGCAAAGAUUUUGACUGGAAGGGGGUCCAGAAAGGAAUACUGCCUUUUAGCACACAUACAUCACCCAGAUGUAUUUAAUGUGUAUUUAAAUCUGGAAGAUGUAAUUUUUUUUUUUUAGGUUGUUUGCUCAUCUGCAAUAGGUCUAUAGGAUGAUUCCUCUCAGAUGUCGAUAAGACAUUCAGCAGCUGUCUUUGAAACCUUUAUGAAUUAGAACAUUUGUAAAUCUGAUUUUUUUUAAAUGUUUAGCAGAUUUUAAUUAGAAUGUGAUGCAUUCCAGAUGAAAAGAUCUAAAACAGACAUUUUGGUGAUGUAUGUGCGCUAUCUGGGCUAGCAUACUAUUAUACUAUGCACACUAUUUUUGGAAAAAAAGUAUGUGAAACUACAGAAAAUGUGAGAACAAACAUUGCAAACAGUAGUAGGCCUGUAUGUUACUCCGAACAUAGCCAAGGACUUCAUUUUGGGAAUAAAAUCGUUAUGUGGA